AUGCCUAGAAUUUUUAGGCGCCUUUCACCUGCUAGUGCCAGUACAGAACCCCUAUGUGCUUCUGAACAGUCCAGCACCGAACCUUUAGAUGCCAAAAGUCAACUAACAAGCUUGCCAGGAAAGGUGAAACACGAGAGUAUGCAGCGCAAGACAAGGAUUAAUGAUGGUGACUCAUCAGAUCCAUCAACUCACCAGUCAGAUUUGCAUUCAUUGAACGAACUACCUUAUACAUCAACCCGGAUUAACGUGUCAGAUAAUAUAGGUGACAGCAAGAGAACUAUGGAGAGUUUCAUUGGUUCAAAAGACAAUCCUGUCUUUUCUCUCACCCCCUCUGACACCCACACACGGAUCGCUACAGCCGAGGGGGAGGACGAUUGUGAGGCUUAUACAGUCACCGAGAUAGCUGGGACUGGAAAUGAACAAAUUGUGGAUGAAUCUACGCGCAUAACAACUGAUUUAGUUAACAAACGAAUUAAACGAGCUUGCGGAAAGUUGCCCAAAAGUGUUGCUACUGGUGUUCUUCUGUCCACAUCGGCUACGCGUGUUCUAUUCGCUAGUCUUUCAAUUAGUGAGAAUGCUGAUGGGGGCGGAAAUUCAGGUACAGCACGAACUUGUAGCAUCUCAGAAAUGAUGACCAGUGUUAGCGGUAAAAGUUCAAAAGGAAAGCUGAGGAAGAGAACUAAGGUCAACUCAUCGCUGGCUCCAAUUAUUAGUGAUCAAAGGGGAUUUACGGUACAAAUGGGAAAAGCGAAGAAGGACACUGUUGCUGGUUUGAAACUUGCUUCUGAGAAUGGACUAGUUUUUAAAAGCCAACUUCAAGACACAGAGUACGUUUUUCUCAAUGCAGCUGAAUUUGGGGAAGUUGAGAUAGUCAAGGAGUUGCUAAAUGAUCCAACUUUAAACGUUGACUGUGUGGAUUAUAUGGGACGGAAUGCAGUGCUUCUAGCCAUGAAGACUGAGAACAUUGAAUUGAUUGAUGCUCUGGUAGGGAAGCUCAACUUCUACGCUGUCGAAGAUGCUCUUCUAAAUGCAAUUAGCCAGGAGAAGAUCCAUAUAGUCAAGCUGAUAAUCGACCAUCCUCAAUACAUACGAAUGGAAAAGAUUAUGGCCCCAAGAGGACGCAGAGCUGGACUGAUUGGAAAGGCUAUCGAUCGAUCUCAAUUUUCAGCUGAUAUUACACCCCUGAUGUUGGCCGCCCAUACAAAUAAUCAUGAGAUUAUUCAACUACUGCUUGAUCGAGGAUUGACUCUUGAAAUGCCUCAUGACAGAAGUUGUAUGUGCCUAGAUUGUGAAUCCAUUAGAGCCCAAGACUCUCUAAUAUUGGAAAUGCAACGACUUCACACCUACCAAGCUCUCACAAGCUCAGCCUACUUGGCCUUAACUACAUCCGAUCCCGUCUCUUCUGCAUUCACUCUUCGUGGAGAACUCUACCAACUUGCUUCUCAAGAGAAGCAGUUCAAAGAGGAAUACUCCCGCCUUGCUGUUCAAUCAAUGAACUUUGCCGUGAGUUGUUUGGAUCUCUGCCGAACUUCUGAUGAAGUUCAUUCCCUUCUAACCGCAAAUGAUAUCAUUCCUGAUGGUGACACUCAACAUCAUCUUGCCACGAUCAAACAUGCCGUUCAGUGCCGUGAAAAGAAGGUAUACUCUAUUGAAUUUCCUUUGGCAAAGUACGAUCACAGGCUCUAA
Molecule: messenger RNA, 1686 nt
Organism: Rodentolepis nana
Lineage: Eukaryota; Metazoa; Platyhelminthes; Cestoda; Cyclophyllidea; Hymenolepididae
Source: the annotation of a GenBank genome assembly